This is a messenger RNA of Arachis ipaensis, 1180 nucleotides long. RefSeq lists its product as uncharacterized. The record is from RefSeq and is a predicted model, not a curated record. NCBI's taxonomy places the organism in Eukaryota, Viridiplantae, Streptophyta, Magnoliopsida, Fabales, Fabaceae.
GCCUCGUUUCAAAAACGCUACCCUGUAUUACCGUGUUCGAGCAAAAAGUUGAAACACUAUGCGAUCUCCUCCUGCAUUCUCCUUCGACGGCGAUAUUCUUCGGUGAUAUCUCCUCCAGCGAAGAUCUCCUCCAACAGCGAUCUCCUCCGGCGAUGUCUGCUCCAGCGACGAUCUCCUCCGGUGAUGUCUGCUCCAGCGACGAUCUCCUCCUGCGACGUCUGCUCCAGCGACGAUCUCCCUCCUCCGACGUCUCCUCCAGCGACGAUCUCCCUCCUCCGACAUCUCCUCUAGCGACGAUCUCCUCCGGCUUCCUCCUUGUCGUCCUCUAUGUCCUCCCUGCCAAAUCUUCAGUGUCUCCCUUUUGUUCCGGAUCAGCAGUUCAACUCGCUAUUUCUUCACAUUCUAGGGUUCAAAGUCAGUUUAGUGGUUAUAUAUCGUUAGUACUUGGAAGGAUUCUUGGUCUCGGAGCUCGAUUUAGGGUCUAUGAAAUCAUCACUGCCUUUUAUAAGGGUCAGAUGAAGAAGUUGGUCCCUUGUCUCCUUUAUUUGUUAGUAUUGCUGCUGGAUUGUCAGCUUCAGUUGCUACUGCAGCUUCUCAUGCCUUUGAUACUACAAGAACUAGAUCACAGUGCACUGUGCUACCAAAGGGAUAUUCUACAACUUCAGGGAAGCUGAGAGCCCUGCUGCAAGGUAUAAUACAUGCUAAUUCAAAUCUUGAGUUAAGGCCCUUGUGGUUAAGAAGUAGUUUGAGGUCAAAGGUGAUUUGCUAAAAGAUUUCUGCAUUCUGAUAUAGUGUCUAUUUAUGAUCAUGCCUUUCUUUGGGAUGAGGAUUUAGGAGUGGAGCAUUUUUCUCCUUCAAGAGAUGUUUGAGCUUCAUCUGGAAGAGUUACAUGCAAAGCAAGAAGAAAUUGCAAAGCGUGAUAAUGAUAUUAAACUCAUGGAAGCUAUUAUUCAAAUGCUUGGAGGAAAAGAAUCUAUUUUCACGUCAGACUCGUGGAAGCUAUUAUUCAAAUGCUUGGAGGAAAAGAAUCUAUUUUUACAUCUAUCUAAAAGCCAGGGUGCUUCGUACUCCUUUUUACUUCUUUCCUUGUUCAUUAUUUUUGUUAAAGUUACCAUGUAAAUUGAAUCAUACUACUAUAUAAAUUGUGAAGAUUGUUUUCCCAACAUCUUUUUAUUUUAUC